Molecule: messenger RNA, 2768 nt
Organism: Conger conger (European conger)
Lineage: Eukaryota; Metazoa; Chordata; Actinopteri; Anguilliformes; Congridae
Gene: plek2
Product: pleckstrin 2
Exons: 9
Coding region: 46-1116 (356 amino acids)
Biological process (GO): actin cytoskeleton organization; intracellular signal transduction
Cellular component (GO): plasma membrane
Source: RefSeq, a predicted model, not a curated record
ACAGUCGACGUCGAGUGUACAGAUUAGAAGGGCUACUUUUACACGAUGGAUAAACAGCAGAACAACCAGAUCCUACGAGAAGGUUUCCUGGUGAAGCGGGGUCAUGUCGUUCACAACUGGAAGGCUCGCUGGUUUGUUUUGCACCCGGACAGGCUGGUCUACUACAAGUAUGAGGGCAGCAAGAAAGACUCCUGUCAGCGCGGGAAGAUCCCUCUGGCAGAUUGCAUCAUCACCUGUCCCUAUUUGGAAUAUGACACCCGACCGCUGGCGCUGAAGCUGCAGACGCCGCGCUCGGCCGAGCACUUCCUGGAGGCCUGCUCGCGGGAGGAGCGGGACGGAUGGGCCGCGGACAUUACCGCCGCGGUGCGCAGGCUCCAGGCGGGCCCCGGGCAGGCCGCCCCGCCCGAACCCAAGCAGCUCCAGCUCCACAACGUCAGCCUGAAUCAGGUGGUAGACUCCAUGUACAAUGCCCACACUGGGAUCAAGCUGACAGUCCAUAUGGAGCAGGGCAGCUCCUUCUCCAACUGCUUUUCAGGCUCGGCCGUGGCGGACUGGCUGGUGUCCAUGCAGCUGGCCCUGACGCGGGUGGAGGCCGUGACGCUGGCGUCCGCGCUGCUGGAGGAGGGCUUCGUGCGCCCCGUGGGCGUGAAGAGCAUGGACGCCAAGCGCUGGGCGGGCCUCAGCGAGCAGUUCCUGGACGACUCCACGGCCCUCUACGGCUUCUCAGAGAAUUUUAAGAAGAGGGGGAGUGUGAGGGCAGAGAUGACCCUGGCAGCAGUAGAGCUGAGCGGGGAGGUGGUGAAGAGGGGCUACCUGCUCAAACAGGGACACAAGAGAAAGAACUGGAAGGUGCGACUGUUUGUGCUCCGUUCGGAGCCAGAUUACCUGCACUACUACGACCCGACCAAGGAUGACAUCAAUCCCGUGGGCGGGUUUUCUCUGCGUGGUUGCCUGGUGUCUUCGCUGAACGACAACGGCGUUCCCUCAGGAGUGAAGGGCAAAGUGCAGGGGAACCUGUUCAAGAUCAUCACCGUGGAGGAGACUCACUACUUCAUCCAGGCUCCCAGUCAGAAGGAGAAGAUGGACUGGAUCCAGGCCAUCAAGCAGCACGUCUGAGACGAGGCCGAGGCGCGACACAGGCCAGAAGGUCCAGAGGGUGUGUGGAAGUUUGGGAGGGAGGUCCUAAUUGUGGAUGGACCCAAAUGACAGAAAGGAGGAUUGUCCUGGCAACAGAUAAAUUCAGUGACAUGACGGCACUUCAUAUUUUAGCCGAGAACAAAUCCCAAGUCCCUCCACUAAAAUGUAUCAUCCAGGCUCUAGUGCUCCUCAUCCAAGGCUAGUGAGCAGUUGUCUUUCACUUAAUGGAGCAGGGAUCAGCAACUCACCCAAGGGCCGAGAACUGCUGGUUUUCCACCCUCCCUUUACCUGGGAGUCAGUUAUGAAGACAGGCUGACCAAUCAGUAGUGCUAGUUACCCGGGAGAAAAUAAAACCAGUGGAUUUGGAUUCAAAGGCCAGAGUUGAUGAUCUCUGUACUGGAUCAUUUGUCUACCUUUGGUGUAAACUGCAUGGUAUUUUAAACUUCCUGUCACACAAAUUAUGCUGAGAUCUGUAGAUCCUGAGUAAUCAUUAAGACUGAAGUGUACAUUCUGUGAAUGUAACUGAUCAUAACUGUUGUGAAUGGUCCUCUGAAAUAUUUAAGGUGAGGUAUGUCUCCGGUUCCUUGCUCAAAAAAAGUCCUAGUGUGUGUGCGAAACGUGCUUAUAAACCUUUGUACAAAUUUCCUCUUCAAGUGCAGUUAAUUUCAGUUGAAUAUUUUGAAGAUACAGAAGGGAAACUGUUCAAGUGCAGACAGGUAUUGCUGUAGCACGCAGCGGUGAAGCCAGAAAAGACGAGUCUUUGCGUGCCCCUCUGUGGUUAAGGACGAAUUACAGGAGAUCAGCAUGAAUGCCAGUCAGGUGAUCCACCUCACCCUGAUCUUCCUCCCAGUGCUCAGGCCAGUGGCAAGAGGUUGUUGAUUAGGACAGUGGUUCUCAACUUCGGGCCUGGGGACCCCCCCUGUGUAUGCUGGUUUUUGUUCCAACCAGAGUUGCAAGCCCAGACUUUUUAAGAAGCUGUUCAUUAUUUAGGAUUAUUUACCCUCUGAAGCCAUGUUAUGUCAUAGACAGGUAUGGGAGGAAGAACCAAAAGCUGUUGAAUGAAUUCUGUGAUGGCAGCCUUUAGUGUAGCGGUUAAGGUACAUGACUGGGACCCGCAAGAUCGGUGGUUCGAAUCCCGGUGUAGCCACAAUAAGAUCCGCACCGCCAUUGGGCCCUUGAGCAAGGCCCUUAACCCUGCAUUGCUCCAGGGGAGGAUUGUCUCCUGCUUAGUCUAAUCAACUGUACGUCGCUCUGGAUGAGAGGGCCUGCCAAUUGCCAUUAAUGUAAUGUAAUGGAAGAUGUGGUUGGAGCAAAAACCAGCAUACACAGGGCGUCCUCAGGACAGUUUGGAAACUGCUGGAUUAGGAAACCCUGGUUUUAGUCCAUAAACACUUUGCUCUCACAAUAUCCCAAGUCAAACAGUGUAAAAUUUUGAAAAAAGAUUGUACAUUUGUACAGUUCACUAAUAUCACUUUCCAUUGUUACUUACAACACAACUUUUGUUAUUGUAUUUCUUCUUUUUUUUUAAGGCACUUUUUUAUAUAUAAUGUUCUGAAACAUUCACUUGUUCUGUAUUGAUAUUUUCUCAAUUGCGCUUUAAAUAAACGUGUUUGUAGAAGACUUUGACAUCA